Molecule: messenger RNA, 1509 nt
Organism: Ruditapes philippinarum (Manila clam)
Lineage: Eukaryota; Metazoa; Mollusca; Bivalvia; Venerida; Veneridae
Exons: 1
Coding region: 1-1509 (502 amino acids)
Cellular component (GO): nucleus
Molecular function (GO): DNA binding
Source: RefSeq, a predicted model, not a curated record
AUGGCAGAGGUAGGGUAUGGUUAUAGCAGAACUGAAACAAUCAACCUUGCAACUGACUUUGCUAUUCAUCUUGGCAUUCGUGACAAAGAUCACCAUUUAACAGACCGUUGGCUCUAUAACUUUCUUGGGCGCUGGCCAGAACUAAAAGUGAAAGUUCCCAGAAGUCUUGAGAUAUCCAGAGCAAAAUGUGCAACCCGUCAAGCUAUUGACAAAUAUUUUAUUGAGCUUGGUUAUAUAAUGACCAAAUACAACCUUCAUGACAAACCCCAUCUGAUAUACAACAUAGAUGAGAAGGGUUUGAAUACUGAUCACAAGCCUCCAAAAGUAGUUGCAGGAACAUUCAAUAAAGCUCAAGCCAUAACAUCAGGCAAGUCCAAAACUGUAACACUUAUUGGUUGCUGUAAUGGUAUAGGACAACAAGUUCCACCCUAUUUUGUGUUCCCUGGUGAAAGAAUGCUGGCAAAACUUCUUGAUGGGUCUUCUGCAGGUGCUGAUGGUACUGUUUCUACCUCUGGAUGGUCUAAUUCAGAAGUUUUUUCAGAUUACAUGAAAAAACAUUUGUCAAAAUACUUACCAGUAAGGGACACAGACACAUAUAUACUUGUUCUUUAUGAUGGGCACAAAAGUCAUGUUUCCCUCAGUUUGAUAGAGUGGGCUAAGUUGAAUAAAAUUGUUCUUUUUGUAUUACCACCCAACUGCAGUCACCUUCUCCAGCCCCUUGAUGCAGGAUGCUUUGGUCCAUUUCAAAUGGCAUGGAAUUCUACAUGUCACCAACAUAUGAGAGAGUCAAGCGGCCGAAUUAUCACAAGAUUUGAUGUUUGUCAUCUUGCUUGUAAGAUAUAUGCAAAAACAUUAACGCCCAGCAAUAUACAGUCUUCAUUCAGAAGGUGUGGAAUAUACCCUUUUGAUCCAACAGUUAUUAAUGACAGUAUAGUUGCUCCUUCAACAACAUUUGACCACUCAUCAGAGAAAAAUUCUCUUAUACAGCUAAAUGAUGCUAAUUCAAAACAAAAUCAAUCUGCUGAAGAUUUCUUACAGGAAAGAGGAGGCAAAGUACUGCAGAAUGUCCAAACAGCCAAGAUAAGGAAUACACUUAGUAAAGUAGUUGGAGGAAAGGCCAUUACUGAGGAUACAGUGACUGAAAAAAUAAAAGAACAUAUCAAUAAACAAGCUAACAAUAAUGCAACCCCUAAAGCCUCUAAAAGAAAAAGCAUGCCACAACCAAGCACUUCUUAUGCAAUAAAUGAUUCACAUUCAAAAAAGAAUAAAAGGUGUGUUCAACAAGAAUCAUCUGAAUCUGAGAAUUCUGAUAUUGAUGAAUCCGAAAAAUGCAUCAUUUGCAAACAAUAUCAGCCAGAAAAUUUAGACAUGUACCCACAUCUUAUAAUUGUAAAGCGGGGAAGAUGUGAUAGUUGUGAUGGCUGGGUGCACUUAUCAUUUUGCACCCCAAUAAGGGUACUUAGAAGAGGUGACAGUUUCUACUGCCCUCUUUGCACACAUGAGCAGUAA